This is a messenger RNA of Aegilops tauschii subsp. strangulata, 1692 nucleotides long. Its product is annotated as protein FAR1-RELATED SEQUENCE 5-like. The record is from RefSeq and is a predicted model, not a curated record. Lineage: Eukaryota; Viridiplantae; Streptophyta; Magnoliopsida; Poales; Poaceae.
AUGGCGGACGAGGAGUUAACUGAUAUCAUGGUAGACAUGGAGUUUGGAGAACUGAUGAAAGACUGUAUAGAAGAUUGGUCAGAUGAUGAAAAUUCAGAUCGUGAAGAUCGGUCAGAGAAUGGGAACGAAUGGGACGAUCUUAAUUUCAUUUCCGAAUGUCAUAAUGCAUACGACUAUUAUGGUGAAUCCGACGCGGAGACAGUCCUUAACGACGAAUCAUUAGACGCACCUGAUUCUGGGGAGUCCCAGUCGUCGAUCAUCAUGAGUGAGAUAAUGAAAAUGACCCUUACGUCUCACGAUGUUGCGUAUGAUUUCUACAACAGCUAUGCUAGAGAUAAUGGUUUCAGCAUUAGAAGGAAUAAGGUCAGACAAGGAAAACGUGACAGCAAGUUGCUAACCGAGGAAGGACACAGCCGUAGGCUCAGAGCCGAGACACGCUGCUUUUAUGAAGCGCACCUGACCGUCAAGCUUGACCAAAAGCGUGGGGUUUGGUAUGUUGAACGUUUUGAGGACAAGCAUAGCCAUAUGUUGGCAGGACCGGACGAGGUACCUUUUCUUUGGUCCCAUAGAAAAAUCAAAGAGUACCAGAAGCAUGAGAUAAUGUCCAUGGGAACUGCAGGGAUUAGAAUUCACGACAUGAUGGAUUGCUUCAUCAGCAAACAUGUAUGGUACGGCGGUGUUGGUUUUACCAGGCAUGAAAUAUACAACCUUUGCGCCAAGGAGAAGAGGAAGCUGCUUCCAAAAGGAGAUGCUACCACAGCCAUAGGCAUCAUGGCCAGUAGGAAACAGAGGGAUCCUAGCUUCUUUUUCGAGUACAAGCUAGAUAAGGAAGGACAUUUGAAUAGGAUGUUCUGGUGCGACUCCCAAUCUCGUCAUGACUAUGAGGACUUCGGCGACGUGCUUGUAUUUGACAGCACAUACAAGAUGAACCGCUAUGGUAUGCCAUUCAUACCUUUUGUUGGUCUUAACAAUCACCGGAAGACCACUAUUUUUGGCUGUGCCGUAGUUUCAGACGAGACCGAGGAGACAUACGUGUGGCUUCUGCAGACUUUUUUGAGGUCCAUGUGUCAAAAGAUGCCUAAGAGUGUUAUCACAGACGCCGACACUGCGAUGAUCAAGGCAAUUCGCGAAGUCUUGCCAGACGUGUGGCACCGUAUAUGUACGUGGCACAUAGAGAAAAAUAUGAAGAUGCACCUCAGUCACAAGUCCUUGAAGGAGUUCCGAACUCUUCUGUACUACAGCACGUCCACGACCACGUUUGAGGAGAGAUGGCACGCAUUCUCCAAAAGAUGCCAGUCAGAAAAAACUGUAGCAUGGUUGAGGCGGAUGUAUAAGAAGAGGAGACUGUGGGUCGCGGCUUAUCUAACAGAGGGGUUUUGGCUUGGCAUGAAAAGCAACCAGCGGAGUGAAAGCCUGAAAUCAUGCCUUCACCUCCACCUAGACAGUGAAAUGACCCUCGUGGAUAUGAUUUUGCAAUAUGAGAACGCCGUUGUGCGUAUCCGUGAAAACGAGGCGCGAGAUGACUGCACGGCCUCACAGAGUUUACCGGUGCCAGUUACUAGCUCUAGGAAACUUGAGAUAGCUGUUUCUCACGUCUUCACUCCAGCAAACUUCUAUAUGUUGCAAGAUGAUCUUAACAAAAUUGACGACAUGGAGAUUGUAGAAAUUAAGCUGGGAGACGGAUCACAGUAG